CCUGAGAAGCAAGCAGAAAGCACACACACAAUAUGUGUUGGCUCGCAAAAAAAGGAGGCAGGAGCCUUUCAAAAGCAAUGUAAUGUAACCAGCCAAAUGUGAAAAGGAGCUCGCCUUUCGCUGCAAGGAGACGAUCGGCCACCUCACACAAUGUCUUUCAAGGAGAUCAAGGCAGGGGAAAAAGCCAAGCACCCAGAAGAUCAUGGCAAAAAACAGAGUUCAAGUUGGAUCAACGGAAUGGAGAAUAGCACACAAGCCAGCACUUCUGUCGAGAAAAGAAAUCACCACUGGAGAAGUUACAAAUUGAUUAUUGACCCAGCUCUGAAAAAAGGACAGCAUAAACUCUAUCGUUAUGAUGGGCAAAAUUUUAGCAUGCCUAACUCGGGAAUUGCCCCGGUGGAUUGUGUCAGAGAUCCCAGGAUAGGAAGAAUAUGGACCAAAACCAAGGAGUUGGAGCUUUCUGUUCCCAAAUUCAAGAUUGAUGAGUUUUACGUGGGGCCAGUGCCCCCCAAGCAGGUAACCUUUGCCAAGUUGAAUGACAACAUCCGUGAAAACUUUCUGACGGACAUGUGCAAGAAAUAUGGUGAAGUGGAAGAAGUAGAGAUUCUCUACAAUCCCAAGAAUAAGAAGCACCUGGGCAUUGCCAAAGUGAUCUUUGCCACAGUGAAGGGUGCCAGGGAAGCCGUCCAGCACCUGCACAACACAUCAGUCAUGGGCAACAUCAUACACGUGGAACUGGAUACAAAAGGUGAAACCCGUAUGCGGUUCUAUGAACUGCUGGUUAAUGGUCUUUACACUCCGCAGACCCUUCCUGUAGGCAAUGAGCAGGAUGUCUCGCCAACUGUGAAUGAAACUCAGCAGUUGACUGAUUCUGUAAAACGUCUGAAAGACAGUAACCUUUCUUCUGCGGGAUCAUCCAUUACCCCAAACAGUAGCACCCCGUUUUCCCAUGAUACAGCCUAUUCCAGCAGUCGGCAAGACACCCCAAACUCGUAUAGCCAGUAUACCCCACAGUCCCAAGGAACCCCACUCACCCCACGACUGGGGACUCCGUUUUCCCAAGAUUCAACCUAUUCCAGUCGUCAAACGACACCAUCUUACCAUUACGGACAGGACUCUGGGUAUAAACCCAGGAGACAUGAAACAAAAUUUACAGAUGCCUAUAAUAGACGACCAGGACAUCACUAUGUCCAUAACUCGGCAGGUGUUUACAGAGGGUCAGAACAUCAGUUUAGCACGUUCAAGUCUCAUCAGCAAGAGCCAGUACAAUAUUCUCACACUCCUCCCUUGAGCCACUCUGGUUCUUCAAGUUAUAAAUCUGCCUUCUCUCCAUACCAAGCACCAGCUGUAUUUCCCCCAUCUGAUGAACAGCAGUAUCCCCAAACUUCCAGAGACACUGAGUACCGGAGACCUGCACCACCUCCAGCUGAGAUCUUAGUAGAAAGUAGUGUUGCUACGAAUAUUGAUUUUGUUCCUGUGAAAGAAAAACAGGAGGAACUCCCAUCCCUGCCACAGUCAAACUGUCUUACCGAACAAAGUACAGCAUCCUUCUCUCAGACUCCAGAAAGGAGUGAGACACCUGGCACCCCAACCAUGGAGUCUGAAAUGCAGCAUAACAGUUUAGACUCAAGGAUUGAGAUGCUCUUGAAAGAGCAGAGAACAAAGUUACCUUUUCUCAACGAACAUGAUUCAGACAAUGAGAUCCGAAUGGAAGGUAGCCCUAUCUCUUCCUCCUCCUCCCAGCUUUCUCCUAUCCCAUUGUAUGGCUCUAACUCUCAGCCCAGUUAUAGAGCUCAAACCCCAUCCUCACGUCCCUCCAGCACUGGCUUGGAGGACAUUAGUCCAACACCGUUACCAGAUUCUGAUGACGACGAACCAAUCCCUGGGACAGCUCCUCUGAGUCAGAAUUCAAGAGGAACGUCAGAGGCCAGUAUGACUCCUAUUGAUCAGCUGAGUAGGACAUCCAAAGCUGAGACUUCGGAGACUAAAGAAAUGCUGCCUGGUGACCAGACACCAACAUCAGAAAAAAUGGAUGAGGGUCAGCAUUCUUCAGGGGAGGACAUGGAAAUAUCUGACGAUGAAAUGAAUUCUUCACCAAUCACCAGUGCAGAAUGUGCCAAAACCAUUGUGGUGAACUCCUCUGUUAGCAACUCUGCUGUGAUGACUCAGUCGAUACCCAUGCCCCCACCAGGGUUCCCUCCACUUCCACCCCCACCCCCACCCCAACCAGGCUUUCCAAUGCCGCCACCUCUACCACCACCACCUCCACCAACUCAUCCAGCUGUCACCGUCCCACCACCUCCGCUUCCUGCGCCACCUGGGGUCCCACCGCCUCAUAUCUUGCCUCCACUUCCUCCAUUCCAUCCUGGCAUGUUUCCUGUCAUGCAAGUGGAUAUGAUAAAUGUCCUGGGCAACCAGUGGGGCGGCAUGCCAAUGUCCUUUCAGAUGCAAACUCAAAUGCUGAGCCGCAUGAUGCAGGGGCAGAACACGUACCAGUACCCACCUUUUAUGGGAAGUCGGAUGCAGUUUGUGAAUCUUCCUCCCUACCGUCCCUUCUCGAUGGGGGCAGCUAUUGGCCGGGGGCAGCAAUGGCCGCCGCUGCCCAAGUUUGACCCCUCGGUCCCACCACCGGGUUAUGUGCCGAAGAAGGAGGAUCCGCACAAGGCUACUGUGGACGGUGUCCUCUUGGUGAUUGUGAAGGAAUUAAAAGCAAUUAUGAAAAGGGACUUGAACCGGAAAAUGGUCGAGGUGGUAGCAUUCAGAGCCUUCGAUGACUGGUGGGACAAGAAAGAACGUCUAGCAAAGGCAUCGCUCACUCCAGUGAAGUCUGGCGAAAAUAAAGAUGAGGAAAAACCAAAGCCAAAGGAUCGAAUUACAUCCUGCCUCCUGGAGAACUGGAACAAAGGAGAAGGGCUAGGCUACGAGGGAAUUGGCUUGGGUAUUGGGUUACGAGGGGCCAUUCGGCUGCCAUCUUUCAAGGUGAAGAGAAAGGAGCCGCCUGAAGCUGCCUCAGCAGGAGAUCAGAAGAGAAUCAGGCCUUCCCCCUCUGUUGAUGAUGAAGAUGAAGAGUCAGAAAGGGACAGAGACAUGUCUGAUGUUACUUCAGACCUGUCUAAGAAGGAUGCAGAAGCAGUAGGCCUCCGAAGGAGACCAGCAAGACCAUUGGAGCUAGACAGUGAGGGGGAGGAAGGAGAUGAGACUUCAGGUAAAGAAGAAGAAUCCUGUUCUGAAAAGGAAGACGAGCAGGAGGAAGAGGGAGGAUUGGUGAAAGCAGCACCUGGCAAGGAGGAAGACGAGGAGGAGGAGGAGGAAGACGAGGAAGAGGAGGAGGAAGAUGCUGACGAAGAGGAGGAAGAGGAUGAAGAUGAAGAAACGGGAGUAGAAACAAGUGAAAAGGAAGAUGAGCAGGACUCUGAAGAAGAAGAUGUAGUGAGUCCCACAUCUUCCAAAGCCGAAGCUGAAUCAUCUGAUGAAAGUGAGGACUCCUCAGAAUUUGAGUCGAGUUCUGACUCGGAUGAGGAAGAGGAGGAGGAGGAAGAAGAGGAGGAGGAAGAGGUGGUGGCUGAAGACCAAGAUAGAGAAGCCAUGGCUGCUGAAAUAGAGCUUGAGUCUGCUAGUCAUGAACUAGCAGAUGAAGAAAAAGAGACCAUCCUGGAGCUGUUUCCAGUGGACGACUAUAUGGAAGCAACAAGCCUGGCACUAGAGGCACCAGCUAUGGCAGUAAAAGAGGAAGAGAUGGAAGAAACCAAGCAACGGGAAGAUGAAAGUAGUGAAGUGCCAGAGGAAUCUACUGCUGCUGAAGGUUUGGUGGUCACGGAGAGAGACCAGGAAGUAAAGCUAAUGCCGUCCCCUAUAUGUGUAACAGUGGCAGAGUCUGAACUGGAUAUUGAGCUGGAGCCUAAGGUAUUAGAGGGUCCAAAGCCUGAAUCUCAAGAUGAAGAAGAGAAUCUCUGUCUCCCGGCACCAGUGGGGGUAUUUGAAGAACCUCUACCCAGUAAGAGCCGCUUCUUCAGUAAGUCUGAUGAUAGUGACUUAGAAGCCCGAGUUACAGGAAAACUACUAUCCACAGCAGAGGAGGAGGAGGAGAGACUGCCUUGGACUCCUGGACGGGACAUAGUGGUCCAUUCGGAUUCUGAUACUCCCAUACUUCCAGCGCAUAAGGUGCCACCCUCUACGCUUCCCCUUCCAACAACGCCUAGUAAAGAGGAACCUUUACUCCCUCCAGAAAAUUUCCCUGAACAGUUAACUGUGACCAAAACAGCUCUGGAAGAGGAGCUUCCUAGGACUCCAGGGCGGGAUAUUAUGGCCAAGUCUUCACAUGGCUUUGCAAAGUCACAGAGUACGGACACUAUUCCAGCCACCCCUGGAAGUGAUGCUCCUCUUACGGGAAGCAGCUUGACUUUAAGUUCCCCUCAAGUCCCAGGCAGCCCUUUUUCAUAUCCAUCCCAGUCUCCUGGGAUUAAUAGUGGCAUUCCUCGGACUCCUGGGAGGGAUUUUAAUUUCACGCCUACUUUCCCAGAGCCUGGUGCAACUCUUCCUUGCCUUCUGUCUGGCAAGAAACCAUCAGAAGAUGAGCCAGAGGAGAAAUGUUUUAAAGAACCUCUUAGUGCUUCCCGAACGGUCAGCAUGAACAGUGUUCCCUCCCCAAUUCCCUUUGCUAGCCCUCCAGAAACUGAUUUCCACACAGACAUAGAUUUGCAACCUGAUGAGCCAGUAUCUGUAGCAGCCCUGCCAUGUGUGCCAGUGGAUGGAAAGUCAUCCAUAGAGGAGAACAAGGUAGCCGUGAAAUCCGUUUUGCUCUCCCCAGAAGCGCCUACUGUCUCUCUUCCUCUCCCUCUUCCUCCUACUCCUUCCUCUCUGCCCACCAAAAGGAAACCAGGCCGGCCGAAACGAUCACCUCCUUCGGUCCUCUCGUUGGAGGCCUAUCCCAGCAAAACUUCAGAACCUCCUCCUGUCCCAGUUGCCUUGACUGAAAGUGCUGUGAGCAAAGAGUUGUUGGGCGGGCAUCCUGAUGCUUUUUAUGGACUGAAAGAUCCUGAAGCGGUCACCCUAGACUUCAGGAAUGACAGCUUUCAUGAGAAGGUAACCCCGGAGGCCAUAGCAGAGAAACUUCCGUUUAAGGAACUAGAGAAUCAGUGGAAUGAGGACUUCAAAGAAGAGGAGAUUCACGUGAAACCUAAAAGACAGUGGCGGAGGCAGAAAAAGACACCUGAGGACAUCCCAGUGAUUCCUUCCCCUGAAUAUUCUCCACAUCGGCCCCACUUUAGGCCCCGCUCCGAGUUCGAGGAGAUGACCAUUUUGUAUGAUAUCUGGAAUGGAGGAAUAGAUGAGGAAGAUAUCAAGUUCAUGUGUAUCACGUAUGAUCGCUUGUUACAGCAAGAUAAUGGUAUGGACUGGCUCAACGAUACCCUUUGGGUAUACCAUCCUUCUACUAGCUUUUCUACCCCGAAGAAGAAGAAGCGGGAUGAUGGCAUGCGGGAACAUGUUACAGGUUGUGCACGAAGUGAAGGCUAUUACAAAAUAGAUAAGAAGGACAAACUUAAAUACCUCAACAAUAGUCGUGCAUUUGCAGAGGAGCCGCCAGCUGAUACACAAGGAAUGAGCAUCCCUGCCCAACCUCAUGCUUCCACCCGGGCUGGCUCUGAGAGGAGGUCAGAGCAACGCAGGCUUCUCUCAUCCUUCACUGGUAGCUGUGACAGCGACCUACUCAAAUUUAACCAACUGAAGUUCCGGAAGAAAAAGCUAAAAUUCUGCAAGAGUCACAUUCAUGACUGGGGCCUUUUUGCUAUGGAGCCCAUUGCAGCUGACGAGAUGGUGAUUGAAUAUGUGGGUCAGAACAUCAGACAGGUCAUUGCAGACAUGCGAGAGAAACGAUACGAGGAUGAAGGCAUUGGGAGCAGUUACAUGUUCAGGGUCGACCAUGACACCAUCAUUGAUGCAACAAAAUGUGGAAACUUUGCCAGGUUUAUUAAUCAUAGCUGCAAUCCAAAUUGUUAUGCUAAAGUCAUCACCGUGGAGUCUCAGAAGAAGAUUGUCAUCUACUCCAAGCAGCACAUCAACGUGAAUGAGGAAAUUACUUACGACUACAAGUUUCCGAUCGAGGAUGUAAAGAUCCCAUGUCUGUGCGGCUCUGAGAACUGCAGGGGGACCCUGAACUAAUCCCAAGGCUUCUCGUCACACUUGCACCUUCGGCCAUGUCAGAACUGCAGUAACCAGGUGUGGUUGCA
Molecule: messenger RNA, 6227 nt
Organism: Emys orbicularis (European pond turtle)
Lineage: Eukaryota; Metazoa; Chordata; Testudines; Emydidae
Gene: SETD1B
Product: SET domain containing 1B, histone lysine methyltransferase
Exons: 18
Coding region: 151-6159 (2002 amino acids)
Cellular component (GO): Set1C/COMPASS complex
Molecular function (GO): histone H3K4 methyltransferase activity; protein binding; RNA binding
Source: RefSeq, a predicted model, not a curated record